Salvia hispanica is the source of this 1073-nucleotide messenger RNA. Its product is annotated as adenine phosphoribosyltransferase-like protein, putative (DUF2358). The record is from RefSeq and is a predicted model, not a curated record. Lineage: Eukaryota; Viridiplantae; Streptophyta; Magnoliopsida; Lamiales; Lamiaceae.
GUUGAAAAUGAGCUUUGCAAGUCCACCUUCACAGACUCGCACUCCGAAUCAGAAUGGCGGGACUUCACAGCUGCGUAUGGGGGCGCCAAUUGCAUACUUUGCCGCCAAUAGAAAGGAGAGUCAAUGGAUUCCGUUGUCGUUCAUUUGCCUACAACGGUAAAAGUAAAGAAACUCAAACACCGGAGCUGUUGAAGGUUGCUGUGAGCAGUGUCACGGAAAUCCUUAGGCUAUUUAUUCCUGCUGGACGAGGAAGAACAGAUUCAGUGGAUGAUGAAUGGAAUGAGCAAGUUUCAAUUUCCAAUGCAGACGACGUGCUUUCCGUGAUCAGAUCUGAUUAUGAGAAAGCUUAUUUUGUCACAGGGCUCUUUACUCUUGCCAUUUAUGCUGAAGAAUGCAUAUUUGAAGAUCCUACCAUCAAAUUUCGUGGUAGGGAAUUAUAUGCACGAAACUUGGGUCUACUUCUGCCUUUCUUUGAAAGCCCCUCAAUCCAGUUAGAAGAAUUAACUAAGUCGAUAUGCUAUAUGUUUCAUAUGCAGGAGUUUGACGGAGAAACUAUAUCCUUAGUUGCUUCCUGGAAACUAAGAACAUACCUUAAACUUCCGUGGAAGCCACUGAUUAGCAUUGAUGGAACAACAACAUAUGAUCUAGAUGACGAUUUUAGAAUCGUACGGCAUGUUGAAAGAUGGGGUGUUUCUGCGCUUGAAGCAGUUCUUCAGAUAUUCACUGCUAGCUCUGGAAGUCCAGAUCAGUGAAAGCUCCUACCAGUAUUAGUGUAUUAGGGGCUCGUCUGUUUGCUCUCCAUUGGAUAGAUCCAUCUAAAAUCGAAGGCCUCGGUCCAGUCCAGGGAGAUCAUGGUAAAUUCUGCAUCCUGUAUCACUAAACCAUAUAGUACUACACGUAGUAAACACUGAAUUCUUCAACAUCUGCUUAUCAUUGGUUGGGAAAUGAAACCAACUGGUGCCAAUGUUGUGUAUCAUUCAUUUUCAUAGCCAUGUGAGGCAACUUUAUAAUUUUGAAUUUGGUUGGAUAUUUUAUGUACCGUGAAGGCGUAAACAAUACGGUUUAUUCAUUUA